UUAUUUGAAGUUCGUAUCUGCCAUAAGCGAGAUCGUAUUGCUGCAAAAAUUUAAAUUUUCCCAAAUAAAUUUACGAUAAAAAAUAAUUAAAGAAAUUUAUCGCAAAUUUAUUACAUUCAUCUUUAACUUUAAGGCAAAAAUUUUCUAAAUAGAUUUGAAUUUCUUGUGAAUAAUAAUGGUGCUAGCCGAGCGUGGUGAUUUGAGAAACGGCCGUCGGUCGAGGGGUCCGAGCCCCAACGGACAUGGAACCCCCGAUUCCAGUUCAGAGGACGAAAAUGCAUCAAAAAGGAACAUUUCAUCGAAGUCUGCUGCUAAAGGUGGUGGAACAUAUGAAGCUGAAAAGAUUCGAGUUGGACGAGAUUACCAGGCUGUCUGUCCAGAGAUGAUAAAGCUUGAAGACCGGAAACCUGAAUUGAUGGCCGAUCGUGCCUUAUUAGUUUGGUCUCCAACUGAUGAUAUACCAGAUCAAAAAUUGGAGGAAUACAUAAAUGUAGCUAAAGACAAAUGCGGUUAUAACGGCGAGCAAGCUUUGGGCAUGUUGUUUUGGCAUAAGCAUGAUCUUGACCGGGCUGUUCAGGACUUAGCCAAUUUUACACCUUUUCCUGAUGAAUGGACUCCAGAAGACCGUGUUUUAUUUGAACAAGCAUUUCAAUUCCAUGGGAAAAGCUUCCAUCGUAUAAGGCAAAUGUUACCUGACAAAUCAAUAGCAUCUCUGGUGAAAUAUUAUUAUGGGUGGAAAAAGUCCAGAUCAAGAACGAGUCUAAUAGAUCGGCAGGCUAAACGUUUGCAUUCGGAAAACAUGCAAAAUUCAAACUCCAACAACGACCGUGAUGAUAACAAUGAUGAUAAUAAUGGUGGAGAAAAUGAUGACUCUGAUUCUGAAGACAAGGCAAACAAUCAUCAAGAGACAACAUCGUCAAGCAGUUCAUUACAACAAAAUGAUGAUGAAACAAGUGGGUCAGGAUCAAAUGGUUAUAGUGGAAAUUACAAUUCUUCUAAAUGUACUGGAUGUGGAGUAUCAUGUGUCCAUUUACAUGUUGCUAAUGUUGGAACAACAAUCGCCAAGUUGUGUGCUAGUUGCCAUCAUUACUGGAGGCGCACCGGUAAAAUCCGGCCAACUACUGCUUCAACUGGAGGUUCCGUUAAGAAACAGAAUAAUAAAAAGCACUUGCCGCGCGGCAUGCGUUUAGACCACGACGAUUUGCUGCGUUUGGCCCGAGAACAAUUAUUUUGUAGCAACACAAAUGGCACAAAUGAAAGUAAUAAAAAUGGAACGAAUGAAAAUAGUACCAAAAAUGGUCUCAAGGAAAAUGAUGCUGUCAAAAACGCUGAAACGCUGCUGCUUGCUCCAUUGGAUAGAGAAAUUGUUUCAUUGAAGAUACAAGUUCAAGCAAAUAAACAAGCUAUAGGCACUCUCAAACGUAAGAUUAAUUCAGAUACAAACUCAUCAACUACGACAAGCACUUCUUCAACAUCUAUCAAUGCAAGUGGUGGUAAUGGAACUUCGGCUAAUCAACUUAUUGAAGAAAUAAGACAAUGUGGUGAUGCAACACAUCCGAGUGUUAAAAUUACGACAAAAUGGUCGAAUGAAGAACUGCUAUUGGCUGUUCAAGGUGUGAGAAAAUAUGGAAAAGAUUUUCAGGCAAUUGCUGAAGCAAUUGGUUCUAAAACAGAGGCCCAUGUCCGCGCAUUCUUUAUUAACUAUAGACGAAGAUACAAUUUGGACAGUGUUUUACGAGACUAUGAGCAAGAAAAAAAUCAGACUCAACAGAUGGACAUAGAUAACAAUGAAACAGGAACUUUUUCCGAAAGUAAUUCCCAAGCGCCGAUGGAAGCAUCAAAAUAAUAUCAUUAUAGAAAAUUUUAAUAUAGAUAUAUAAUUUUAUAUGCAUGUGUUGUGACACAUGCGCCCCCUUAGCUAUAAGUUCGAAUGUGUGAAUAGUAAACUUUAUUAUGAAUAAGAUAUAAAUUAGUUAAACAUAGAUUAUUAUAAAUAAUAAAUUGAUUUGAUAAGCA
Messenger RNA from Ctenocephalides felis (cat flea), 2016 nucleotides. Its product is annotated as REST corepressor-like. The record is from RefSeq and is a predicted model, not a curated record. Gene Ontology annotation, cellular component: transcription regulator complex; histone deacetylase complex. The transcript has 10 exons. Gene Ontology annotation, molecular function: transcription corepressor activity. NCBI's taxonomy places the organism in Eukaryota, Metazoa, Arthropoda, Insecta, Siphonaptera, Pulicidae. Gene Ontology annotation, biological process: negative regulation of DNA-templated transcription; regulation of transcription by RNA polymerase II. Bases 176 to 1846 code for a protein of 556 amino acids.